AGUUUGCAGUACUUCCUCUUUAACUGUUGUUUUAAGGUUUCUCCAUUUUUCAGUCUGUCUGCUUAUUAUUAUAUUAUAAUAUUUUAUGUCUUACAAGUAUUAUCUGUACCAGCCUUUUUUUCUUCCUUUAAUUCUUUCAAAAUCUCAUUUAUUGCUGCUCUGAUCAUCAGUAACCACGGGAACUGCUUGGAUUAACUUGUUUACAGCAAGUAAUAUUUUUCCUGCCAAGCCAAGCAUUUAUAGAUGCUGAGCAAUUGAACCACAUGCUAACAAAUCUGUAGGACCAUUCUCACUUUUUGUGACUUCUUGUACAAAUGAAGAGAAGAGCAGAACAAUAAGCUUCUGUGGCUUAAAAAGAGAGAUUUGCUAAUUACUAGAGCAGCAAUGGAUUGCUCUCAGGUGGGAAGAGAGAGGAAGAGGGAUGUUACUAUCUACCAGAAGUAUAUUAACAUUUCUCCCUUUUGGUCAGUCUUUGGGCACCUGACAAUCACUGGUCAUCUUACAUCCUGAUAAUCAUUGUAGACUCAUUCCAGGUUGGAAGGGACCUCAAGGAUCAUCUGGUCCAGUCUUUGCUGGUGAAAGCACAGUCUGGAUGAGUCACCAUCACCCUGUCCUGCUGAAUCUUAAGUCUCCAGUGCUGGGGAAUCCACCACUUGCUACAUAAUGGAGAGAUUAUUCCAAAGGCUGAUUAUUCUCCUUGUGGAAAGUUUUGUCUUGUGUCCAGUUGGAAUCUUCCCAAGCGUAACUUGCACAUAUCACUCCUCACGUUUCCAUAAGACUCCUUAUGAAAAGGGAAUCUCCAGCUUCUUAGUAGACACCCUUUAAAUACAGGAACACAGUAAUAAGGUGUGCCUAAGCUUAUUUUCUACCAGCUGGAAAAGUCCAGUUUUCUCAGCCUUUCCUCAUGUGACAGGCUACCCAGUAAUUUGGUCAUCUUUAUUGCCCUUUACUGCACCUUCUCCACCCUGUCCACAUCUUUUUUGUAUAGCAGGGACCAAAACUGCACACAAUAUUCAGAUGUGGCCUGGCCAGAACUGAGUAGAAUGGCAUAGUUACUUUAUUUCUCCUGGCAUUGAUGCAGCCAAGUCUUGUAUUGGCUUUCUUUGCUACAGCAACAAACUGUUCACUCACACUGAACUGCUUGUCCACCAGGACCCUCUAUGCUUUUCCAUAGAGCUGUUCCUUAGCCAGAUAGAUCCCCAGCCUGUGCUGCUCUCCUGGAUUAUGUUUUUCCAUGUGCAGGAUCUUAUAUUUGUCCUUACUGAACUUCGUAAGGCUCUUGUUAACCUAAUUUUUUAGCCUGUCCAGGUUUUCCUUCAGGCUGGCUCUCCCUUCCAAAGUGUCCACUGCCUCACUCAGUUGGUAUCACUGACAAACUUCAUCUGAGUAUAUGAAGUUGAUCCCAUAAUGCCAACCACUGAUGAAGAUACUAAACAGCCUUGGGCCCACUGUGGUUCCCUGGGGGACUCCACUUGUGGCAGUUGCCAGGGUGAGAGGGAGCAAUUUCCCACCACCCUCCAGGUGUGGCUGGGCAGCCAGUUUCCAACCCACUGCACGGAUCACAGAUCCACACCAUCACAUACACAUUUCUGUAGGAGGAGGCCAUGGGAAACCGUAUCAAAAGCCUUGGAGAUACCCAGGUAGACAACGUUCAAGCAGGUUCAUUUGUUGUGAGAGGCAAUCAAGGUUGUCAAGCAAAAUUUGUCCAUGGUCAGUCUGUGCUGGCUUUUCCUAAUCAUGGGUUCCAUUUGACUUGUAAAAGCACACAGGAAAAUUUUUUCCAUAGGUUUCCUAGGGAAUGAAGUAAUACAGAUGGCCCUAUAGUUUUCUGAGUCCUCUCUGAAGUCCUUGUAGACAGGAGUGACAUUAGCCUUCUUUUAGUCUUCUUGGAUGUCCCCCAAAUACCACAACUCAAAAAUUAUGGAGAGUGCCCCCACAGCUAUAUGGGCCAACUUUCCUUGGUUGGAUAUUGUCAAGAGCACAUUGAUGUGUAGAGGUCAAGCUCCUUUAAUAGCUCACACACCAACCCUUCCUUCACAGAUACUGGGUCUGUGUUUGCAUCAGCCAGGAUUUUUUCACAAUGGGUGGAGCUGACAGAAGGACAAGGAUGAAGAAAGGAAGAAGAUUCACAGAGAACUGGGACAAGGUGUUUGAUUUUUUUAAACAGAUAGAGUUUUAUACCGAAAAGUUCAGAAGUUGGCCACUGUUCAAACUUUGGAUAGGACCAGUGCCUGUCAUAUUUUUGUACCACCCUGACAGUGUGGAGGCUAUUCUGAACAAUUCAAAACAUAUAGAAAAAUCAUACCUAUACAAAUUCCUACAUCCAUGGCUGGGCACUGGACUUCUGACAAGCACUGGAGACAAGUGGCGGUCACGGAGGAAGAUGAUAACUCCCACAUUCCACUUUGCAAUCUUGAGUGACUUUCUAGAGGUCAUGAAUGAGCAAGGAAAUAUUUUGGUGAAGAAACUUGAGAAGCAUGUUGACAAGGAGCCAUUUAAUGUCUUUAUGGACAUCACUCUGUGUGCCCUUGAUAUUAUUUGUGAAACAGCAAUGGGCAGGAAUGUGGGUGCCCAGAAGAAUAAGGAUUCUGACUAUGUUUCUGCUAUCUACAGGAUGGGUGAUCUAAUCCAACGGCGACAGAUGAGCCCUUGGCUUUGGCCUGACUUUUUGUAUGUGUUGUUCAAACAAGGAAGAGAGCACAAUAGGAAGCUCAACAUCCUUCACAAUUUUACAGAUAUGGUCAUUGCAGAAAAAGCUGAAGAGCUUAAAAACACCCAGCAAAAGAAACAUGAUAAUGAUGGUAACUCUGAAGAAAGUGGUUCCAAAAAGAGAAAAGCAUUCCUGGACAUGCUGCUGAAUGCAACAGAUGAUGAAGGGAAAAAAUUGAGCUACAGGGACAUUCGUGAGGAAGUGGAUACUUUCAUGUUUGAGGGCCAUGAUACAACAGCAGCUGCUAUGAACUGGGUCUUGUACUUGCUUGGACGUAAUCCGGAAGUUCAGAAGAAGGUUCACAGGGAAUUGGACGAGGUGUUUGACAAUACUGAACGUCCCGUUACAACGGAGGAUUUGAAGAAUCUUCGAUACCUUGAAUGUGUUGUGAAAGAAGCUCUUCGUCUCUACCCUUCAGUUCCCAUGUUUGCCCGUUCCUUGAGAGAGGAUUGCUGCAUUAGGGGAUAUCAGAUACCAAGAGGUGCAAACGUCCUCGUUUUAACUUAUGCCCUGCAUAGAGACCCUGAGGUCUUCCCUGACCCGGAGGAGUUCAGGCCUGAGCGAUUCUUCCCUGAAAAUUCUAAGGGAAGGCACCCAUAUGCUUAUGUCCCCUUCUCAGCUGGUCCCAGGAACUGCAUUGGUCAGCGCUUUGCACAAAUGGAGGAGAAAACUCUUCUAGCCCUCAUCCUGCGGCGCUUUUGGGUGGAAUCGUGUCAAAAGCCAGAAGAGCUUGGUUUAUGUGGAGAAUUGAUUCUUCGUCCAAAUAAAGGCAUCUGGAUUAAACUGAAGUCUAGGACACCAAAUACUGGAUCAGAAUGAAAGGAAUUUCAAGAGUUUACUUCCAAAAGUUUUCAAUCUAUUUAGUCUGAGACAUAUUUUAAAAUCAAAUAUUUUGAUGUCAGUCCAGAAAUUUGUUAAAACUAGUUGCUAUUGUUUUAUUAAAGAAGAUGCAGUAAUAGCCCUAGUUGUUCUACUUUUAUACUGCUUGUGAACUUCAUGUUGAUCUUUGAAAUGCAAGCCUUUAAUCCUUAAAUUUUAGUGCCUUAUGUGCUCAGAUGAAACUAUUCUAUUGCCACAGUGCCAUAAAAACUGAGCUAUGGUAAUAACAGCAGCAAUGCCUGUGAUGAAGUGAUCACCUUACAUGCCAUAGCAUUUUCAAAGUAACUGGGAAGUCUCAAGUGUUUGUAAGGUUUUCAGGUUUCUUUUUUUCUGAAAAAUACAAGUGAUAAUCCUUCUUCUUUGCAUAAUUUUUUUUUUUUGGUGAUGAUUGCCUCUGUAAAGACCACACAAAAAUCUGUGAUCAUUUCACUCCUUCUUGGAAGCAUUUAAAGUAGUUUGUAAGAAGGGAGUGGUCUGAAUUAUUUUUUAGCAAACAGUACCAAAAGCAUUAACCAUAGCAGGAACUAGACCUUAUGCAAAUUACACACAGGAUUUCAUAAUGACAAAAGCAAUGUAUUAUUACAAAUUUUGAGAAUAAACUCAUGCAAUGCCUCAAUGUGGACUGAAAUGGUACCUGUUGAUAUUGCAUGCCUCUGUGCAGGUAAAUUGCUGAUGAAUAAUUGUUUCUUAGCAUCAGUUCCUCUAGGGGUGAGAAGCUGGAGGUCAGAGCUGAUAAAACUAAUUUGGACUGGUCCAGAAAUGAUUAAUGUGUUACAAAGUAGGAAAUGAGUAAUCUGUUCUCACUCAUUUUGUUGACAUUUACAUAUUUUUUUCUCUUGUCUGUUUCUGUUUCCUUUCAACAACACUUAGUCACUUAAUACCUAGGAUACUGCUGUACUUUGCAGAAUAUCAUAGUAAUGACAAAAUAAUUGAUAUUUGUUCCAAAUAAAUUAGAGGUUUCCUUGAACCCGCCAAACUCUAUGUAUUCUGAUAAGCCUAGAUUUUACCAUUUUCUGAGGAUUUACUAAAAAGAAAGUGUGUAACAAUUAGUUUAAAAAAUGAAAUCACAGAUUUUGAUGAAUAGUCUACAAUCACUGUAUUUAUUUUACCACUAAGACAAAAGAGCCUUUAACAAUAGUAAUACUUGCAUUCUUCAGUCUUCUUUUUCAAAGAUAGGUUUCAUUGCUGUAUAAUAACAAGAAUUUCAGUUUCCAGGGCUCAGUCUAAACAUUGUCUUCUUUAUAAUGAGAUAAUUUUUGAGACCACCUCCAUAUGUUAAUGGAUAUAAUACACAUGACACAAGUUUUCCUAAGAGACUCGAAAUUAAGGAAUUAUUUCCUUGGUUUUACAUACUUGGCAGUGUGAAUUUUCAAGGUAAAUAGGAUUAGUAUCCAGAAUAUGUUUUCUCAGGAAAUUUGGCAUGUAGUUGAAACCUGGAGAGGUACCUCAUAUCUUAAGGUAUGUGCUUAAGUUAAGGACUUUCAAGACAAAUGGAAACUAAUAUUACUUCCUUUCCUUCUGUGGGAUGUUUUUUGUAGAAAAUAUUUGUAAGAUAGACCAAAUUAUAACUUUAUUUUUCCAUAAGAUAAUUCUUACGAAUUUUAUCUACACUGACCAAUAUUUUUUCUUGCACUGUGCUUUUUUCUUGUACCAUGCUCUUUUCAUAAAAUGUGUGUGUAUCUCCUGUUAUUUCUUUAUACUCUUCAAAAUGGACAAGAAAAUAAUUGAGACAAAAACUGGAUAAAACUAUAAAAAGAAAAUCAUUAUGAAAAGUGCAUGGGCUCAAAUGCUGGCACGAGGAUGCCAAUGUGAAAAAUCCCUAUUUAGUGAUGCAAAAAGUGUCUUUGCCAAGAUAAGCAUUGAUGUAAUCCUAUAAUUGUGUUCUGAGCUGCUCUGAAAUGGCAGUGAUCUCUUAUCUUCUGUUGUGAAAAUUGGUUCUGAAGCAAUCUGAUGCUGCUAAGGAAAUAAAUAUUGAAUAAAACAGUACUGAACACAGUACUGAACAUACUGCCAACUUCGUGCCUGCUGGGUAGAUGUUAAAUACCUUGCAUUAUCUAGUGUGUUUUUAUUAGGUUAAAUCAUGUGGUGUGUAGCUGUUGGUAGUGGUCAGCAGCAAUCCUCUGGAUGUGGGGGUUUGUUUGUUAGUUUUGUGUGGUUUUUUUUUUGUUUGACUGUUGAUUUGAGUUUUUAUUUGGGGGGUUGUUCCUGUAGGAUUGUGGCAUGCAGCACGGCAUUGCAGGUUUCCUGAUAAAAUAAUGGGACAAUAAAAUAUUGUGUAAUAAAAACUGCAUGUGCAUAGUA
Melospiza melodia melodia is the source of this 5890-nucleotide messenger RNA. Its product is annotated as cytochrome P450 4V2. The transcript is spliced from 12 exons. Lineage: Eukaryota; Metazoa; Chordata; Aves; Passeriformes; Passerellidae. The coding region runs from base 2081 to 3529 and encodes 482 amino acids. The record is from RefSeq and is a predicted model, not a curated record. Gene Ontology annotation, molecular function: heme binding; monooxygenase activity; iron ion binding.